UUCUCGGGCGAACACAAGUCACAAGACCUGUCAGCUGAACUAAAUCGCAAAAGAAGAAAAUUUUUCGUAGUGAAAUUCUGCCCAAAAAAAAGAUUCAAUCCCAUCUACAAAAUAAAUUAUAGUUCCAAUAGAAUACCAUCUCCUUAAUAUUGAAUCAUCACUCAAACAAUGUCUGACGUCAAAGGACUUAUAAAUCUGCCCGAUGAGAACAUCGACAUGAUUGCUGCCACUAGUGUGCUCCAACAGCAGGCCACUGACAUCCGUCAGAAGACCAUCAACUGGCAGUCAUAUAUGCAAUCCCAGAUGAUCUCCCAGGAGGACUAUCAAUGCAUCAGCAGUCUCGAUACUGCCAAGGUCGCCUACCUCCAGCAGAAUCCCAGCCAGGCUGUGAAGACCUUCCUCAAUCUCCUUGCCCAUGUAUCCAAGGACUCUACCAUCCAGUAUAUCCUCGUCAUGAUUGACGACAUCCUCCAGGAGGAUCGUUCUCGUGUCGAAUACUUCCACGACUACGCUCUCAAGAAGAAGGAGUGCGUGUGGGGACCAUUCUUGAAUCUACUCAAUCGUCAAGAUGGUUUCAUCGUCAAUAUGUCGUCGAGAAUUCUUGCCAAAUUGGCAUGCUGGGGCAAGGAACUUAUGCCAAAGUCUGACUUAAACUUCUAUUUGCAAUUUUUAAAGGAUCAGCUGACCGUCAACGCUAAAUCCUACAUUAACGACAUGGCAUUGUUUGCCAAACGUGUCCAAACCGUGGUCACCCACCAGCACGGACACAGCGGUCACCACAAAGAGCAUCAUCACGGUGGAAAUCAUCAUUACAGUCCCUUUAGCAGCCAGCACUCGCACAAUGAGCAGCAAUCUCACGAGUCGUAUCGCGCUGUAUCCGGUGAAUUGUCCAACUCGUCAACUGCAGCAGGGAGUGCUAUUCCGAGCAACGAGUACAUCCAAUCGGUUGGACGCUGUUUGCAAAUGAUGCUGCGCAUCGAUGAAUAUCGCUUUGCUUUUGUUUCGGUCGAUGGUAUCAGUACUUUGAUUAGUAUCCUUUCAUCAAGAGUUAAUUUCCAGGUUCAAUAUCAACUGGUAUUCUGCUUGUGGGUGCUUACUUUUAACCCAUUGUUAGCUGGAAAGAUGAACAAGUUCAGUGUUAUUCCCAUCUUAGCUGAUAUCCUUAAUGAUUGUGCUAAAGAAAAGGUUACUCGCAUUAUUCUAGCAGUGUUCCGCAAUUUAAUUGAAAAACCCGAGGAGGCCCAAGUCGCUAAGGAGCACUGCAUUGCAAUGGUUCAGUGCAAGGUUCUGAAACAGUUGUCCAUUUUGGAGCAACGUCGCAUCGACGAUGAGGAUAUAACCGCCGAUGUCGAAUUUCUCACCGACAAACUUCAGAAUUCUGUACAGGACUUGAGCUCGUUCGAUGAGUACGCCACCGAGUUGAAGAGUGCCCGUUUGGAAUGGUCUCCAGUACAUAAGUCGGCCAAAUUUUGGCGUGAAAAUGCACAACGCCUUAAUGAGAAAAAUUAUGAGCUGUUGAGAAUUUUGGUACACUUGCUGGAGACAUCCAAGGACCCCGUGAUUCUCUCGGUUGCAUGCUUUGAUAUUGGCGAGUAUGUUCGUCACUACCCAAGGGGCAAACAUGUCCUUGAGCAACUGGGCGGUAAGCAAAUUGUUAUGCAACUCCUCGGUCAUGAUGACCCUAAUGUUCGUUAUGAAGCUCUUCUUGCCGUUCAAAAAUUAAUGGUCCACAAUUGGGAAUACCUUGGCAAGCAGCUCGAAAAGGAGAAUGAGAAGACACAACCCUCAGGGGGUUCUACGAUCAGUGGAAAGGCUUAGACAAGACACACACGUCAUCAGAAUAAGAUUGCUUCUAUUACAAAAGAAAACAUUAAUCAUAAUAUAAUAACAAAAUAUACUACAAUAAAGUCUACUGUCUACCGAUGUCAACUUUAAAUUUCAUCUUCUCCCACAUAAAAUGAUAAAAACCAUUCCAACCAUUCGAAUUCUUCAAGGAUUUUACUAAAAAACAAUACAAAUUGGAGGCAGUCCAUUUCUUGUUCUCGUUUGCAUCAAAUGCAGGGAACUUGUUAUGAUAAAUUAAUAAAAGUAUUUUGUUUGUUCUUUUUAUUUUUGUUUACAUUAAUCUUGCGUGUAUAUAAAAAGUAGGGAAAGAAUAGCUUUUUUGUUUUAAACUAUUUUUGAAUAUAAUUAUUGUAAAACGCAAAACAUCAUUGAAGGAAAAAUCGAUUUCAAAACCAAUAAUUUUGUUUUGUUCGUUGUCAUAAUUCAACUAAUAAAAAUAUGUUCGUUGUUGUAAAUUAAAAGAAUAAAUGCGUUUUAUCUUAAAAUUGUA
Eupeodes corollae is the source of this 2335-nucleotide messenger RNA. RefSeq names its product V-type proton ATPase subunit H (gene VhaSFD). The record is from RefSeq and is a predicted model, not a curated record. The transcript has 8 exons. Gene Ontology annotation, biological process: proton transmembrane transport. Gene Ontology annotation, molecular function: protein binding; proton-transporting ATPase activity, rotational mechanism. Bases 169 to 1818 code for a protein of 549 amino acids. Gene Ontology annotation, cellular component: lysosomal membrane; vacuolar proton-transporting V-type ATPase, V1 domain. Lineage: Eukaryota; Metazoa; Arthropoda; Insecta; Diptera; Syrphidae.